CCCACCGAACCAGCUCGUCUACUCAAGAACUCCAUGGUUUGCUUUUGCUUUCUGGUGGAUCAGAAGCGGAGGAUACGGCGGAGUAGGCCGGCCCCUGGAAUUUGCUCCAGGUGCGGCGGCGGAGCCAGUGUAGCCGACAUGAAAACCGCCACCAGAUUCUGUCACGUCCCAUUUUACUGGAAAUCAUGGAGAGCCCUCAUCUGUACCUUUUGUGGAUCUGUUCUUCGAUCCUAUCGCUAAUUUCUUUUUUUUUUUUUUCCCCCUUCAUUUUCUUUAUGUUCUUCAUCAAAUGUAGUUUAGAAUUGUUCAUCUUCAAGCUCGAUGAAUUAUUAUUAUAAACAUUCAAAAAGAAAGUAAAAGAACCAAUCAAGAUUACA
Messenger RNA from Cucurbita pepo subsp. pepo (vegetable marrow), 377 nucleotides. RefSeq lists its product as uncharacterized. The record is from RefSeq and is a predicted model, not a curated record. Lineage: Eukaryota; Viridiplantae; Streptophyta; Magnoliopsida; Cucurbitales; Cucurbitaceae.